ACCGAACCAAAUCUUUGUAUCUUUCUAUAAUGGGAACAGAUUACGGUUAUCACGACGACUUCUAGUCGUUACCUCAAAAACAAACAGUUUUCAGAUUAAAGUUGAUGUGAGCUGCAGCCUGACGUGCUUACUUUGCCACUGAAUUCUCGCAGCAGGUCUGGUCUACGCCGAGAACUUUUCCACUGGGAGAUCUCUGACUAGAGACUUUCAUUCAACUUUUUCUUUUUCUAUCCCAUUUCCUUCGCAAUCCUUUGUCUAUCGAGUCCUAGUGAUUGUUUUGCUCUGAGAGGGAGUAUAAACCCACUAUUCCUACACACAAGAAAAACCACCAAGGCUCACAAGUGCACAUAGGUACUUGUCUGCGUGAUUUGCUCAGAAUGCAUAACUUCAUCCGAGUUGUUUUAUCGUUAUGCCUGUUGGCAUUGGUGAAGCUCAAUGCGAGGGAGGUUGCGGCAGCAGGCUUAAAUGGAAGUGAGAAGGAUGUGGCUUCUCUAAUGGAAUUUAAGAAUGCAGUUACGCAGGAUCCACUUGCUGUGCUGCACAACUGGAACCAGAGCCUGCACUUUUGCAAUUGGACGGGCAUUCGCUGCAACACUGAAAAGUGGCGUGUUGUGGAAGUGGAUUUAAGAAACAAGAGUCUGCACGGCGUGAUCCCCCCCCCGUUGGGGAAUUUGUCCUUCCUUCACUACCUUGAUCUUUCCUUCAACAGAAUUGGGGGCCAAAUUCCCUCUGCUCUGGGGCGCCUGCGCCGCCUCCAAAUUCUUUAUCUUCACGCCAACCUGCUGGAAGGCUCUGUUCCUCAUUCUCUUGGUAAUUUGCGCAAUCUCAAAGUCCUGGCAUCUUGGGCGAAUCGCCACUCAGGCAGCAUUCCCGCGGCGUUGGGAAAUUGUUCUAUGCUUAGGCGUAUUGAUUUAUCUGAUAACGAUUUGGAAGGUACAAUUCCUUUCCAAAUUGGGUCUCUCGCUAAGCUUAAGAUUCUCCGUCUGGACAACAACCGAAUCAGUGGAGAAAUCCCACUUUCUGUGCUAAAUUGCACAGAGUUGAGAAAUCUUUCUUUGGUUAAUAACUCGCUCAGUGGGGUGAUUCCAUCGGAGAUAGGCGUCAAGCUUUCCAAGCUGGAGUACCUGCUUCUGCCACAAAAUAAACUCAGCGGGGUGAUUCCCAAAUCACUGGGAAAUUGCUCGAGGCUUUCUGUGCUUGAACUGGCGUGGAAUAAAAUGAGCGGCGUGAUACCUGAGGAACUGGGUAAUCUUCUCCGUCUGACCAACCUCAAUCUGUUUUGUAAUCAUUUCGUGAGCGGAAGUGGAAGUGCGAAUGGUGUUCCUAUACUGAAUGCACUUACGAACUGCUCCAAGUUGAAAAGGUUGGAUUUGACAGACAAUCAUCUUGAAGGUACACUGCCUCCUUCUCUGGCUCUGCUGUCUCCGCUUCUCUCCAUUUUCUCAUUAGAAAGCAACCGCAUAAGAGGCAACAUACCUGAGCAGAUCGGCAAUCUCACAGGACUCACAGAAUUGUAUUUGGGUGGCAAUUCCUUGGACGGAGCCAUUCCCUCUGUGAUAGCCAGGCUUCCCAAUUUAGGCAUGUUAAAUCUCAGUCGCAACCAAUUGGAAGGCCCCAUUCCAAUGGAAUUAAGUAAGAUGAAAAGCCUGGAAUAUAUUAUUCUGUACAACAAUUCGCUAUCUGGAACAAUCCCCGAGAGCCUGGGGAGCCUUGAGGCUCUAAGACAACUGGACUUAAGCAUCAACAAGCUGAACGGAAGCAUACCGCCACAACUCGGAGGCUGCUCGAAUCUUGAACUCCUAGAUGUGUCAUAUAAUCGUCUCACAGGAAGCAUUCCUUUGGAGGUUGCCAGUCUUCAUAAUAUUCAGUUUUAUUUCAAUCUAUCCAACAACCAAUUAACUGGGCCGAUCCCUGGAUCGCUUGGUGGAAUGCAAAUGGUGCAAGCAAUUGACCUCUCUUCCAACAAGUUAUCAGGUUCAAUUCCUAAUGGUCUUAGUAGCUGUGCAGGACUCGAGUACCUCAAUCUGUCUCAUAAUGAGCUUCAAGAAACUUUUCCAGCAUCUUUUGGCAACCAACUGAAAAGCCUUCAAGACAUUGAUUUUUCUUACAAUAAUUUAUCAGGGCCACUUCCAACGUCUCUGGCGAACCUGGAAAGUGUUCAGCAUUUAAACUUGUCAUACAAUCGCUUCUCAGGACAAGUCCCCUGUUUUGGAGCAUAUAAGCGGCAGAGCAUGAAAUCUUUUUUGGGGAAUCUCCAGCUGUGUGGGAAUUGCUUGGGUUUGCAAGAUUGUUCUUUGCGGAAGCCAAGCAGAGGCCAUAGCAGUGCCCACAAAAGGAAACUGGUGCUCCUGAUUGCCAUCCUUGGUUCCUCUGCUUUGUCUUGCUUUGCUGCUUUAGGAUUUUGGAUAUGCUUCAGAAAUAAGAGAAGGCCGAGUAAUUUAAUGCAAAAAGAAGAUCUGAGCAGAGCAACCGAAGGUUUCAAUCCUAGGAACAUAAUAGGAAGUAGUGGCCUUGGAAAAGUUUACAGAGGCGUUCUUCCAGACGAUAAGGUCGUGGCUAUCAAAGUUCUUACUCCCAGGCGCCUAGAAGCAGACGAUUGUUUCCAAAGAGAGUGCCAGACACUACUAAAAGUUGCGCAUCCUAAUUUGGUGAAGAUAAUAGCUUCAUGCGCGGAGGCAGAUUUCAAAGCUCUGGUAUUACAAUUCAUGCCAAACGGAAGCAUGGACAGACACUUGCACAGAGGCUCAAUUGAUAACAGUGAGGUUGAAGUCCUGAGUUUGAGGAAGAGAUGGGAAAUUCUGUAUGAAGUAGCGCGUGGGAUUUCAUACUUACAUGAUGAAUGCUCUCCAGCCAUUGUACACUGUGACAUUAAACCACAGAAUGUGCUUCUGGACGGAAGCAUGAGAGCUCGUGUUGCAGAUUUUGGAAUCGCCCAACUGGUGAGCGAUGAAUCCGCUAUUACCUCGACUUUGAGAGGAUCUUUCGGUUACAUUGCACCUGAGUAUGGAAUGGGAGGAAGGAUUUCCGUGAAAGGAGACGUUUACAGUUAUGGCGUGGUGGUGCUGGAGACGCUUACUGAAAAGAGGCCGACGAAUCCAAUGUUCGGCAGUGGAUUAACUCUGCCUGCAUGGGUUUCUCAAUCAUUUCCUCACAGUUUGGGAGACGUUGUUGCAGCGGGUGUAGUUGAAGAGAUGGGGCCAAACAGGCGAUACGGAACUUCCAUGAUUGAGGAAUUGCUAAAACUGGGGCUCUCCUGCACCUCUCAACUUCCACACCAGAGGCCAUCCAUGGCGGAAGUACUCACCGUGCUUCAGAACGUACGUCAAAUCUUAGAUAGCCAGGUCGUGAGUUAAAUGUUUCUUUCCUGCUGAAUCGGCCUUAAAUAGCCAUUUGUGCCUUGUGGUACACGAACCUCUCUAUAGCUUUUCACAGGCAUUGUAAGCACAAAUCAAGACUUUGUGGUCAGUAACCAGAUUGUACCGGCUUUAAAGUCAAACUUAAAUAGUGCUGUCAGUCGAUUUCAUCGUGAUGGACUAGUCUCUCAAAAUCGUAUUUAGGUAUUUCAAAUCACUAUUAAUUUUUUAUGGUAAGAGUCCAACAAUUCUCAUGUU
Molecule: messenger RNA, 3611 nt
Organism: Cryptomeria japonica (Japanese cedar)
Lineage: Eukaryota; Viridiplantae; Streptophyta; Pinopsida; Cupressales; Cupressaceae
Product: LRR receptor-like serine/threonine-protein kinase FLS2
Exons: 2
Coding region: 378-3353 (991 amino acids)
Biological process (GO): hormone-mediated signaling pathway; protein phosphorylation
Cellular component (GO): plasma membrane
Molecular function (GO): protein binding; protein kinase activity; ATP binding
Source: RefSeq, a predicted model, not a curated record